CUCUAUCGCUCUCUCCCUGAAGGGGUAAAAUAGAAAACAAACAUAAACAAAGAGCUGCAUUUGCAAGAAAUUUAAUUAUUUUAUUUGUUGUAAAUCGGCGAUAGAGUAACAAACUGCAGCGGAUAGUUUUUUUAUUUCUUAUCGCAUCGCGGGGCCAGGAUAAGAAAUGUCUAAAGUUUAUUUGAUACCAGUUGCUGUUUUUCUAAUAUUUCAAGUUACGUUUCUGGGAACUUACAUAGCGGCAGUAGUGCAAGGUCAUGUUGUACCCACCGUACCCUAUAUCAGUGAUGCGGCCACCUAUUCACCGGAGAGUUGUGUAUUUGGACAAAUGAUAAAUAUUGGCAGUGUAUUAUUGGGCAUUACAAUCUAUAUACGUUAUCGCCAAAUAUUACAACUCUUUGAACACCAUCCUGAUUUGGGUAAUAAUUUGUUACGCUAUAAUCGUAUAGCGGUGUGGUUUGGUUUUAUCUCAUGCCUGGGCAUUAGCAUUGUGGGCAACUUCCAGGAGACCAAUGUUCGAGUGGUCCAUUUCAUUGGUGCAUUCUGUUGCUUCGGCUUUGGCACUCUAUACUUUUGGAUGCAGGCAUUGAUUUCGUACAUGAUCUAUCCAAUAGCCGGCACCAAGCCGAAUGCCCAUUUAAGAUUGGGUAUGUCUGUGUGUUGCACGAUUCUAUUUAUACUGCUGGCCGUAACCGGCAUUAUGUCGCAUAUUCUCUUCAAAGGCUCAAAUCCCAGAAAGUGGUAUCCCUCGGAUGGCGGUUGGUAUUUCCAUGUCAUCAGCUCGAUCUCAGAAUGGGUUAUUGCUACAGUGUUUAGUUUUUAUAUUUUAUCCUUUACCCAUGAAUUCCGAGAUGUUGAUUUAGAGCAUCCACCAUUACGUAUUAUUUCGUAUUCACUAACCUUACAAUAAGUUCAGAUAUUUUUAAUUUUGCUCUCUUUAUGCAUUUUUUAAAUCUGGUAUACAUUGGCUUUGAAGCUCCUCCAUAAAGUAAUUAUUAAAUUUUGGUUUAGUCGUCUAAAAACAAACCAGGAGAUCCUUAUGGUCCCCGUUUAAUUUUCGAUUUUUGUACAGUUUUAAUUGAGUUUUCGGCUGCCAAAUUUGUUACCUAACUUUUGGUUUGCUGUGACGGAAAUUUGUCUAAAAUGGUAUUACCUAUUUUAAUUUCCUUUUUCCUAAAUUUCUACUAACAUUAGAAAGCCCUUGAAAAUUGCUUCCAACAAAAUAUACUGGUGCUUCUAAGCAAAAGUUAAACUUUAGUCAUAUUAAUAUUAUCGUUUUCCUCAUUUUAUUGAUCUGUAUAAACUGGCUUUUAUUUAUAAAAGUUUAAUAUAAGUCAUAUUAAGUUACUAAUUUUUAACACUGUUUAUAAUUUGUAUACACAACAAUAACCCAAAGGAAUUUAUUUUUUUAAAUAAUAAAUAUGAUUAACGAAA
Molecule: messenger RNA, 1434 nt
Organism: Musca domestica (house fly)
Lineage: Eukaryota; Metazoa; Arthropoda; Insecta; Diptera; Muscidae
Product: DNA damage-regulated autophagy modulator protein 1
Exons: 4
Coding region: 167-910 (247 amino acids)
Source: RefSeq, a predicted model, not a curated record